UAGCCCUUCCGAGCAAAAAAAAAGUCGCGGAGCUGCACGCAACUUCUUCCCAAGCACCACCAAUCUACGAAAUCGUACCCUUGACACCGCACACCUGGAACCCCAAGGAUACAGCCGUCUAUCUUUCAAAGAUCCAUACACAUCCAUCCGAUCCGAUGCACUUCUCGACGAGCACCCGCGUUCUCCGCGCCCUCACGCGCGUCCAGCGCACUCUUCCCGGAUUCGCUCCCCGAGUCUCGCCAACACCGUUACGACCCUCGGCAGCCGCCAUGCAGCUCGGCAGUCAAUUCCACACCUCUGCCUCCAGUUCAAGGGAAAAGCCCAAGGACUACCAGGGCGCGACAGACUUUGGCGAGAUGGACGUCCUGGGCAACAUCCCGAUCCCCUCGACCUCGAUUGACGCCUGCGUCCCAGACGGCUUCCACCUUAACAGCGGCGUCAAGAUCAUGGACGGCGAUGCAGCGCUACUCAUCGGCGGCGAAGCGUUCGCGUGGAGGCCGUGGGAGGCGAAGGGAACCAAGAAGCUGAUCAAUGCCAAGGGCCAGUUUGAGCUGCCGGCGGAAGCAUUCGGACUGUUGGAAUUGGUCUGGCCAAGACCUGAUCUCCUCAUCCUCGGUGUCGGCCCCAAGAUUGUACCGCUCAGCCCGGCGACGAGGAAGCACCUCAGCUCGCUCGGCGUUCGCGUCGAGCUUUUGGACACGAGAAAUGCAGCCUCGCAGUUCAACUUGCUUGCUACGGAGCGAGGUGUUGACGAUGUCGCAGGGGCAUUGAUUCCCAUCGGAUGGGUUGACGGCAAGGGAGCUGUGUGAGGUGUGCUCAAGGUGAAAAUGGCCGUGUUUCUUCAACUGGAGUCAUCGCGAUUUGAAGACCGACUGCUCUGAUACUGUCGACAUGCAGGCAGGUGGGAGCGAUUCACGAGCAUGACUGCUUCACGGUGGUUUAUGGAGCAAAACAUAAUCUGGCACUCCUGCAACGUCUCCAUGACUCGAGACGAUGCGCCAUCAGCUAUUAUGGCAGGGAGGGAGGGGGCUCUGGUAAAUUAUCAGAAGCUCGUACCGUCGAGGUCCCGACUCCCGUUAAGAGAUGGCGGCAAGAGGAGCCAAAAGCUGUACAAUUGGGGUGUUUUAACUCGCACGGUUGCUUCCAGUCAACGUAAUUUUGGUGGACACCAAAGAAUCCCACCAAAAGAGAAACACUUCAGUAAUAUGGUAAAGGACUAUAUGUAAUAAAUAAUGUGAAAAUACUGAUACAUGUUUACCUAAAUCUCAUGUACAAAUAUCCAAAAUUCAUCUUGUUCUGAU
Messenger RNA from Colletotrichum destructivum, 1301 nucleotides. RefSeq lists its product as uncharacterized. Gene Ontology annotation, cellular component: mitochondrial inner membrane. Lineage: Eukaryota; Fungi; Ascomycota; Sordariomycetes; Glomerellales; Glomerellaceae. Gene Ontology annotation, biological process: mitochondrial respiratory chain complex I assembly. Bases 156 to 809 code for a protein of 217 amino acids. The transcript has 2 exons. The record is from RefSeq and is a predicted model, not a curated record.